Aureobasidium vineae is the source of this 1475-nucleotide messenger RNA. NCBI's taxonomy places the organism in Eukaryota, Fungi, Ascomycota, Dothideomycetes, Dothideales, Saccotheciaceae. The record is from the annotation of a GenBank genome assembly.
CAAGUGUCGGCAUGGAGACACCUACAACACAAACCACCAAAUCACGCUCUUUUACGAAUCUUUUGNUUACGAUACUUCUUCAACUUUUGCUCUGGUCUAGCCUUUUUCCUCUUUGUGUUCAAAUCUCUCUUUUCGCUCUUUCCAAGGUUGACAAAUCCUUGUUUCUAACCGAUGUUAUCUGCAUGGCAGCGGCUGGAACGUCACUUUUCGUUAUUCUUUUACACAACCUCAUCGUAAGGCUCCAGCAGAGCGUCUUCAGCAAAUGGGCCAAGGUGGUCGCAACGUUUUGCAGAGUCUUAGUCCUCUUCCUGUCAUGUACAGCAGUGCUGUUGUGGAUUACUACAGUCGGGCUGGGGGUUAUAUUCACUCUUGCAAGGCAGCCGACAUGUCGACCAGCCAGUUUCGACACUCAUGAUAUGUGGAGAAAGGGUCAAGUGUGUUACGUUCAAAGAGCAGCUCUAGUUUNNAUUGUUUCCUUCGUCUUAUGUUUCACCUAUAAUGUUUCGCAUGAUCCGUACGCAGCAGGACUGUUCGGAUCAGGACAAGCAAAAGUCUGCUUAUCGCCAUCGGAUCUCGGGAGAAAGACACCAAGGGUCACGAGGCAAUCGAACCUCUCUUUCAAGUGCCGUUCAUUGCUAUCUCCGAUCGUUGCAUCGUCGCCUCUGAUGAUCUCGUCUCCCCUACGCAUGACAAUGAAUGCCAGCGACGAGAAGCCUCAUGGUCUCGGCAUCUCUUCACCUGUUUCGGAGAUCGAAAAAUCACCUCUUCUCGCCAAAACUCCAAGUCUUGCAUCAUUUCAUUCUCGUAACGAUAGUGUGGACAGCUCGAACCAGCCUUCGAGAGCAUACUUGCCAUCGGGUCGAACGUAUCAGCCCUCGCGAGUCCCAACAGCAUAUGUUCCCUCGCCUCAUGGAACACACCUGUAUUCGCCCAAGCACCUUCCAAAGAAUAUCGUAUCUGCUAUGUCGGAAGAAGUAGCGAAGCCGCCGGCAGCAGCAACUUUGAACACACCACAACGUGGUCUUUCAAUGCUGAAACGAGCUCCUUCGGCGCCGAGACAAGCACCUCCUAUUGCGCCGCCACGGCCGCAGCGGGGUCCUUCCAUAUCGCGACACAUCCCUAUCGUGCCGCAAAGAGUCCCUUCUCUGACACGACACGCCCCUACUGUGCUGGAAAACACUCCUUACGAACCGCAACAAGCUCCUACUCUGCCACAAAUAGCACCUACCGCACCACAGCGAGGCCCUAUCGCAGAACUUCCGCCCAUUCAGACGACAGCCCUAUACACAUCACGGCGGGUAUCUUCAAUGUUCAUGACUCCCACUUCCGAGAUGGUGCCCUCAAUAAUGGCCAAAGCCCAUUCUCCCGAAAGAAACCUCGACACCUUCCCAGCCUCGCCACCAGUCCAUCUGCCUUUGACCAAACNNCCAGAAACCUAUACCAAACAAGACGAGCACCAACACCCUACAACCCCU